AAUAAAUAAAAUAAAAUAAAAUAAAAAUGGAAAAUAGCCCUUAUGACCAGCUGCUAUGAGCCUAUGAGCUAUAUAUCUCCAACUGCAGAGUACACCACGCAACUACCACCAUCACCACCUUAGAUUUCACCGUCACUCAUCACUAAACGCCAAGAAGCAACCAGAAGCUCGCCCCCCACGCUAACCUCAACAAUGGGCAAACAGCCAAUCACCACCACCACCACUGCCGCCACCACCAAAUCGGAAUCCGCCGCCGCUGCCGCCGAGUUCAAGCUGGUCGGAUUUAAAUCCUUCGUCCGCACAAACCCCAGGUCCGACCGCUUCCCCGUCCGCCGUUUCCACCACAUCGAGUUCUGGUGCGGCGACGCUACCAACGCUGCCCGCCGCUUCUCCUGGGGCCUCGGCAUGCCCCUCGCCGCCAAGUCCGACCUCUCCACCGGAAACUCCGCCCACGCUUCCUACCUCAUCCGCUCCGGCCAGCUCGACUUCCUCUUCACCGCCCCCUACUCCCCCUCCGUCUCCGACCCCUCCACCGCCGCCAUCCCCUCCUUCUCCCUCCCCGCUCACCGCUCCUUCACCUCCUCCCACGGCCUCGCCGUCCGCGCAAUCGCCUUCGAGGUCGAUUCCGCCUUUUCCGCCUACUCCACCUCCAUUUCCCAUGGCGCCAUAUCGGUUUCCCCCCCAAUUCUGCUAGCCGACGGCAAAACCGCUAUAGCUGAAGUACAAUUGUACGGCGACGCCGUCCUGCGCUACGUGAGCUAUGGUGAAACCUCCCAUCUCUUUCUGCCGGGAUUCGAGCCCGUAGAUAACAAAUCUUCCUAUCAGGAACUGGAUUACGGGAUCAGACGGCUGGAUCACGCCGUGGGCAAUGUCCCCGAACUCGGGCCUGCAGUCGAGUACCUAAAGAAAUUCCUAGGGUUUCAUGAAUUCGCCGAGUUCACUGCCGAGGACGUGGGGACAGCCGAAAGCGGGUUGAAUUCAGUUGUUCUAGCCAACAACGAGGAGAAUGUUUUGAUUCCAUUAAACGAACCGGUUUAUGGGACAAAGAGAAAGAGCCAGAUACAGACUUAUCUGGAGCACAAUGAAGGUCCCGGCGUUCAGCACUUGGCUUUGGUAUCUGAAGACAUUUUCCGAACGCUUGAGGAGAUGAGGAAGAGGAGUGGAGUUGGGGGGUUCGAGUUCAUGCCUUCACCUCCACCUACUUACUACCAGAAUCUGAAGGGUCGGGUUGGAGAUGUUUUGAGUGACGAGCAGAUUAAAGAGUGUGAGAGGUUGGGGAUUUUGGUUGACAGGGAUGAUCAAGGGACCUUGCUUCAGAUUUUCACCAAGCCGGUGGGCGAUAGGCCAACCAUAUUCAUAGAGAUAAUCCAGAGAAUAGGGUGCAUGCUCAAAGACGAACAUGGAAGGACUUAUCAGAAAGGCGGGUGUGGAGGAUUUGGAAAGGGCAACUUCUCAGAACUCUUUAGAUCCAUUGAAGAAUAUGAGAAAAUGCUUGAAGCUAAACUAGUGACUGAAAAGGCAAAGGCUUGACCGGCAUGCAAACAUGCUUACAAACUAGUAAAAAAAUAAAGAACUGCGAAAGCUCUUGAACUACAUUAUAUGCCUGUAAUCGUGAGUGAACUUUUAUCGUGUGAAAACUCCAGUUUCUUAAUAUUUUAUUGUGCUGUCUGCCAUUUAAUGGACCAUGUAAUGACAAUGUUCGAAUUAAAUGCAAUUUGUGUAUGGUUGUUUUGAUCAUCCCAGAUGAUCUAUGUGUUUGUAUUCUGCAAUUCAUCAGAGACAAUUGCUAUUAUGUGGUCUUGAAGUUUCUCGGGAUGUGACUUGGAGGUGGCAAUGAAUCAAAGAUAGUCCUGACCAUCUGCAAAAGGGCUCUGUAUUUUUACAAACCUCUUUCGUUGAGUUUCUUUCUUUCUUUCUGGUUCUAAGUUAUAUGUGUCAAUUCGUUAAAAAAACAUAUUAUUAUAUCGUGAAAUUUCUUGAUUUUACAAAUUGUUAAAUAGUUUUCUUUGAUUCUAAAGUUUUGUUUCUAGGCAAUAUCUAUGCCUGACCUAGUUGCCCUCCUAAAUCAUACCUACUGGCUACUAGUGCACUACUAUCUG
Messenger RNA from Striga asiatica, 2099 nucleotides. The record is from the annotation of a GenBank genome assembly. Lineage: Eukaryota; Viridiplantae; Streptophyta; Magnoliopsida; Lamiales; Orobanchaceae.